GAAAACCUUAAUUGCGUAUAUAAUGGUUUGUCGUGACGUCAAGCCAGGAGUCACAAGACCGAAGGACCCGUAUCUCGCAGUGUAUCUCGCCGGAACUCGGGGGUUUGUGUAAUCUCGAGUGAAGGAGAAAAAUGUCUGGAACGAUAGAACACCCGGGAGGAACCUGUACAGUUAAAUCCGCCAAAACCUAAAGACCCUCUGUCAUCGGACGGUUCCAGGACUGCAGUAAACAUACACGAGCAUCCCCAAGGACUGUCACGAACGCGGCGGUAUUUAGCUUGGUAGCAAGCCGGCUAGCUUGCUAACUAUUCUGUCGCUUUGUGUUGUAGGCAGCCGAAUGGUGUUUGGUUGAGAGAUCGUAGUUAGUGGAGACCGGACGCGGUGUGAGUGUAGGGGUAGGCACGCAGGUGGGCGCUCGCUUUGGGGGGAUGAUCUCCGUACUUUCCUAUGGUAGACUGGUUGCCAGGGCCGUCCUGGGUGGACUUGCCCAAACAGAUAGCCGGGACUACAGCCUGGUGACCGCAAGCUGCGGAUUCGGAAAAGAUUUUCGUAAGGGGAUCCUGAAAAAGGGGAUGUGUUAUGGUGACGACGCCUGCUUCAUAGCACGACAUAGAUCCGCCGAUGUUUUGGGAGUGGCUGAUGGCGUGGGUGGCUGGAGGGACUACGGUGUGGACCCCUCCCAGUUUUCGGUGACGCUGAUGAAGACGUGCGAGAGGCUGGUGAGGGAGGGGCGGUUCACGCCCUGCAGCCCUGUGGGCAUCCUGACCACCAGUUACUACGAGCUGCUGCAGAACAAAGUGCCCUUGCUGGGAAGCAGCACAGCCUGUAUUGUGGUUCUGGACCGCCGCAGUCACCGGUUGCACACGGCUAACCUGGGCGACUCUGGGUUCCUGGUUGUUCGGGGUGGGGAGGUGGUUCACCGCUCAGAUGAGCAGCAGCACUACUUCAACACGCCCUUCCAGCUGUCCAUCGCACCCCCUGAAGCUGAGGGGGUGGUCCUGAGUGACAGCCCUGAAGCUGCAGACAGCUCCUCCUUUGACGUCCAGCUGGGUGACAUCAUCCUGACUGCCACCGACGGCCUGUUUGACAACAUGCCAGAUUACAUGAUCCUGCAGGAACUGAAGAAGCUCAAGAACACCAACUACGAGAGCAUCCAGCAGACGGCGCGCAGCAUUGCAGAGCAGGCCCACGAGCUCGCGUACGACCCCAACUACAUGUCGCCUUUUGCCCAGUUCGCUUGUGACAAUGGACUUAAUGUACGAGGGGGCAAGCCUGAUGACAUCACCGUCCUGUUGUCAAUAGUAGCGGAGUACACAGACUGAGUGUCCAUGGGGAGGCGUGUUCGUUCAGCUGUCUUCCAUUUGUAUUUCACUCUACCAUACUGUCUCCCGCUGUCUAGACUGGGAACAGACCCCAGUUCUGCAUUAAACAGCACCCUCGAGUCCACGCACCCCAGCCACUCCCUUAGCCACUUGGGCCAGUGGUUCUGCUUUGCCCCCCACGCACAUCUUCCCACCUCCUAUUUUAUUUAAGGUGUUAGUGCAAGUUGGACGGCAGUGUAAUGCCGCUGCGUGUGUUUGGGGUUUGGCGGUGUGUGUUGCCCGAUGGUUACCUGAGAUGUGUAUCGUUUGGAGAGGGUGCUCAGCGUCACCUCUGCUCGAUGUAGCUUGCCAAAAUGGGAUUUUCUAAGUGUUUUGAGUUACGUAAAGGUGUAUGAUGGUGUUCCUGUAGUUGAAGGCAUUGGGGGGGGGGGGGGGGGGGGUUGUGCUCCACCAGGUGUGGGUUUUCGGGGUCCUCCUUAAAUUAAGAUGUUCUGGAGAGGAAUGGCAGGGUGCGUGUGCAUUUUAGGGGUGUAGCCAGCUGCAUGGCUGAGACAGGAAAGGGCAGGGUCAGAAGUUCAUGUGAUGGUAUCAGAAAUGGUGUACCUGCAGUCUGAGCGGAAACCAUGAUUUGUGUGCGUGUGUGUAUGUGUAUGUAUGUAUGGUGGUAGGGAGCGACAUGUCAAUUUAAUGGAUUGUAAUUAUUUGGUACAGAUUGCCAUGACUUGGAGACUGUGCAGGAGUUGUGGAGGGACAUGGAGGUUGAAGGAGGUGUAAAGAGGUUGUGUUAGCAUGUCUGUAUCUGAGGAAGGGAGGAAGAUGGGAUAACAGAGAGGAUGAUAGGAUAGCAUCAUCAAUGUGUACCACCUCACAUGGCCAGGGCCAUUCCAAGACCUAUGCCUUAUGUAGGAAGAGGAGUAUUUCAUUUAGAGUCUUGAAGCUACUGUCUGUGUGUACACGCAUUCAUUCAUGCGGGUAGAUACACAAGAUAAACGCGGAAUUUGGUGGCAGAACAUCAGUCCCUCUCCUCUGCCCCCAAUAUCAGUGCACAGGUCAGAGGUCAAGGCCUUGUGUGACCACACAGACGACAGACGCUGCUUUGCAGCUAAAGCUGUGUGUGACAUGUAUGCUUUAUGGUGGUAAGACAGGAGUGCACUGUUUUGAUAUUGUUUGAUUUUUUUGUCAGAAAAUUGUCCAAAAAUGACCCCAGAGUUAAUGAGCUCACUUGUUGACUUUCUGGCCCAUCUCACAAUUCCUUUCACAAUAAAGUUCAUAAACACAGUUUAUAAAUACAGUCUUUACCGCACAGGCCACUGUGUGAGUCAGGUCACAUGUUCCUUGAAAGGUUGUCUGACAUUUUAGCGUUUCAGUGUUUUCUCACCACAGACUUCACAUCGAGGUUGUAUUCUAGUUCUCUGCAGACGCAUUCCUGCAUUCCUUGUGUUCCAGUAACCUCAUGUGCAGCUUUUAUUUAGCGGUUGAAGUAAAUGACUGUGUGUGCAUGUUCAUUUUCAUUUUUAUUUAUUUCAAUGUGCAAGCCAUUUGGCUGGGGGUUCCCUUUCUGUUUGAUUUGUUCUCUCUCCUUAAAGCAAGGGAUUGAUUCCCCCAUCCUGUUCAUGUUCACAUCUCUUUAAAAAAAAUCUGUAUGGAAAGAACCAGUUGGCCUUGGGUUCCAAUCCGAGGUCUCACAUGGAUCUUGUACGGAAGUGUGUCAGGUGUCAGGUGGCCUUCAGCCAAGUUCCUCUCAGGUCAGAUUGGCCAAUCAGGACUUGGGGAAGCAAAAAAAAAAAAACAGAAAUUGGUGCCAGUGGCCAUAUGAGAAUGUAUCUGGACCCAUGUGGGUCACUUCAGAAGCACAGAGUGAGGGCGUGACCCAUGUGGCAGACACCACUUGGCCUGCCUUACUACUUGUGUGAUUUGUAAUAGGUUACCUGGACACUGAAGACAUGUCUCCUGACCCUUUUUGUUGUUGCUUUGUUGGGUCUAAUUUGAAAUGUGAAGCAAUACUGUAAUAUAAUAAUAAGCUUUGGCCUUUUUGUAACUGACUGUAACUUUAUUUUUCAGUUAAUUUUCUGGACAUACCUUGAAAUUCUACAGUUUUAAAGACAUGCAAAAAAUAAAAAAUAAUAAGACAACCAACCUUUGAAAUAUGUAACGCACAUAGAUGCUCAUGGUCUGAGAAUAGCAGGCAACCUUCGGGUAAACUCAGUGGUUGAGUUGGCAGUCUGUGUUGACUGCACACAGGCAAAAUUUAUGUUAAUUUAAAGUAAUUAUUUCUGUUUCUGGCUUUUAGGAGUCAUGUCUUUCUGCAUAGCAGACUGGCUUUGCUAAAGCCUCUGUAUCUCUGGAGCUGAACUUUUGACCCAGAGCCCAAAAUGCCUGCUUCAUUUGUGUGAGGGUCCUGGGGGAAAAACAUGAGAACCCACACAAUGUUGAUUGGAGGGAUAAUGGGGUAUUUUUAAAUGCCACAAAUGGGGGUGUGUAAGGGUGGCCCCAUUUUCAUUUCUGUCCCUUGCAGGUCAGAAAUGGAAUGAAAACUUCUGUCACUGUGUGUGAUCCUAAGAUGUCAAAAUGGGGAUACUUUAAAACAAAAAAAUUAAAAAAGAAAAAAAAAA
Megalops cyprinoides (Indo-Pacific tarpon) is the source of this 3934-nucleotide messenger RNA. Its product is annotated as protein phosphatase PTC7 homolog. Bases 429 to 1322 code for a protein of 297 amino acids. Lineage: Eukaryota; Metazoa; Chordata; Actinopteri; Elopiformes; Megalopidae. The transcript is spliced from 6 exons. The record is from RefSeq and is a predicted model, not a curated record.